AUGUCCAUUUACGAGAAGGCGGCACAUCAAUACCGCAUUGGCUUCUGUGACCUUGAAGAGCCGACAUGUAUCUUCGAGCCCACUCAUCCUGGUGGUGUGGUCGAUCAGAUAAAGAAUGGUGACGUCCAAGGGCUCAAAAGGAGACUUGACGAGGGUCUGGACGCUGACGGAUACAAUUUGGCGGGGAUUCCGUUACUUUCCCUGGCCGUAGUACAUAUGCAGCCCGGGUGUGUUGAAUUACUGCUAACGUACUGUGCAUCCCCCAAAACAAGAGGCCACUGGCUCGUUGCAGAGCCUCUUGACUAUGUCAUGCCCGCUCCUCUCAGUGACAGCUUUGGUCACCAGGACGCCAUCAUCCGAAUGCUAAUCAACGCUGGCAGCAGCUUUAGCUAUUUCAACGUUCUGGACAGUAUCUUUCUCUCCGAUUCCUUGGAGCUCCUGCGAAAGGUCGUGCAGCAGCCCCCUGGUCUUUUCGCUGAAUGGCCAAACAGUGGUUACGAGAUGAUUUUGCUUCGCGUGGCACGGUAUGGAAAAGGUUGCGUUGAAAUUGCCGAUUUGAUUGUUUCCAUGGUGCCUGAAGUGCUUGAAGUGAAAACCACACUGGGCGAUACAGCUCUAUAUGUUGCACUUUUCAAUAGUGAGGCCGAGAGUAUGGUCAAGAAUCUUCUUCGCUUUCGCAUUGACCUUUUGGCGCUGAAUACCACAAAUGUAUCAGCCCUCGCUAUUGCUGUCCGAAAAGGUCUCGUCGGAGCGGUCGAAGCUAUGCUGAGCCGCCAUAAUAUUGAUCUGCUGCAGCUUCACGAGAAAGAGCCCAAAACGCAGCUCUUGAUCUGGCUAGGGUAUGGGGGUAUGAAGGGCCUUGGGUGGCGCUAA
Aspergillus welwitschiae is the source of this 873-nucleotide messenger RNA. RefSeq lists its product as uncharacterized. The coding region runs from base 1 to 873 and encodes 290 amino acids. NCBI's taxonomy places the organism in Eukaryota, Fungi, Ascomycota, Eurotiomycetes, Eurotiales, Aspergillaceae. The transcript has 2 exons. The record is from RefSeq and is a predicted model, not a curated record. Gene Ontology annotation, molecular function: protein binding.